UCCAUAAUCCCUUUUUUUCCUCACCCGUGUUUUUCUUCUUAAAAAAACCAUUUUUUAAUUGCAUUGUGAAUUUCUAUUCAGUGUUCUAAAAGCUACUUUUUGAUCCCUAAUUCAUCAUUUCUUGAUAUAAAGUUGGAAAUUUUCAAUGUUGCUAUAGUACAUUACAGUUGUUUUGAUUAAAUUUAUAAAUUGUAGUGAUUAUUGAUUCAUGUUUGAUACAUUGAUUUUGUUGUGAUCCUUUGAGAAGAGUGAUUUUUGUGGAGAAGUGAUUUUUGUUGUGAAGUGAUUUUUUGUUGAGAAGUGAUUUUUGUUAGGUUCAUUUUGAAAAGGAAAGAUCUAUAGCUUUUUGGAAGAUGUUGUGUGCUUGUUCUGGAGAGCAACAUAAAUUUGAAGAGGUGCCACAGUCACCUGAUUCAUUAGCAACAAGGGAUUUCUCUGCUAGUGGAUUGUCUUCAAGGACUGGAGAUUGGGAAUCUAAGUUCAAUGAAAACCAAGUUGAAGAUGUUGAAUCUACUCUAAAAGAAGCUCUUUCAUUGAACUAUGAGGAAGCUAGAGCUUUGUUGGGGAGGCUUGAAUAUCAAAGAGGGAACUUUGAUGCUGCCCUUCAAGUGCUUCAGGGUAUUGAUAUUGGUUCUUUGACCCCAAGGAUGAUCAGGGCUAUAGCUGAAAGAAACAAGCCUAGAAAACCUCGUUCCAAGGCGGGUACCGUGCUUCCUAAUUUGAUGUCAAUACAUUCAGUAAGCCUGCUUCUUGAAGCAAUUUUGCUUAAAGCCAAAUCCUUAGAGAAGCUUGAGCGAUACGAAGAGGCCGGGAAGGAAUGCCGAAUAAUUGUGGAUACAAUUGAGUCAGCACUUCCUAAUGGAAUGCCCGAAGGUAUUGGUGAAGUUUGUAAGUUGCAGGAAAUGUUCCACAAAGCAUUGGAGUUGCUUCCAAAUCUAUGGAUCAAGGCAGGUUUUCUAGAUGAAGCUGUCACUGCAUAUCGGCGUGCACUGGUCAAGCCAUGGAAUUUGGACCCGAGGAGGUUGGCCUGUCUACAAAAGGAUUUAGCUACCACACUACUCUACGGCGGUGUUGAAGUAAACCUACCAUCUCACUUGCUAGUGAAUGGUUCAACAUCACCGAUGAGUAACAUCGAAGAAGCGAUACUUUUGCUAUUGAUACUAUCGAGAAUGAUGGCGCUUCAGACAAUAGAUUGGGAUGCUGAAAUAAUCGAUCAUCUUACAUUUUCGCUUUCAAUUACUGGGAUGUUUGAGUCAUUGGCAGAUUGUGUAGAGCAGAUCCUACCGGGUAUCUUCAGUCGAGCCGAUAGAUGGUAUUUUCUUGCUCUUUGUUACAGUGCAGCAGGAAACAACGAAGCAGCCUUGAAUCUUUUGAGGAAGGUUUGUGGUAGCUCUGAAUCAAAGUGUAUACCUCAUUUUUCUUCAUAUUUGUUUGGUGCAAAACUGUGUUCCCAAUAUCCAAAUCAUGCUCACGAAGGCAUCAAACUUUCACAACAAGUUAUUGGUCUAGCCAAGCAUCAAAACGAGCAUUUUUUAGUACAAGGCCAACAAAUUCUCGGUGUUUGUUAUGGGGCAGCAGCUAGAACAUCUGUAGUGGAUUCUGAAAGAGUUAAUUUUCAAAAAGAGUCUUUGAACUUUCUAAAUGCAGCUGCCCUAACUGGAAAUGCGAACGCAGAAGUGCUGUUCAGUCUUGGACUCGAAAAUGCGAUUCAAAGGAAUCUAGAUGCGGCUUAUCAGAAUAUAAUGAAGUACUCAGACAUGACGGUUGGAAGCUCUGCAAGAGGUUGGCAGCUGUUAGCUCUCAUAGUAUCUGCACAGAAGAGGUUUAAGGAUGCCGAAACUAUAGUUGAUUUUGCUUUAGACGAUGCCACGAGCGUAGAUCAGUUAGAGCUACUAAGACUCAAAGCUGUACUUCAAAUUUCUCAGAAACAACCAAAGCAAGCUAUUGAGACCUACAGAGUCUUGUUAGCAGUAAUAGAAGCCAGGAAAGAGCUUUCACUUCAAGCUAAGAACUUUGGGUUUGAUCAAGCAAAAAUAUUCCGGGAUGAGGCGUUAACCGAACGGAAGUUGGAAAGGGAAGCAUGGCAGGAUUUAGCAACCAUUUAUACAGAUGUUAAUUCCUUUCUUGAUGCAAAAGCCUGUGUUGACAAAGCAAAAUCGGUCGAGUUUUUCUCUCCCAGAAGUUGGCAUACUACAGGGAAGUUGUUUGAAGCACAAUCAUUAUACAAGGAAGCCUUUGUUUCAUUCUCAAUCUCAUUGUCUAUAGAACCUGAUUAUGUUCCAAGUAUCGUUUCAACUGCGGAGUUGUUGAUUAAACUUGGUACGCAAUCGUUUCCAAUGGCUAAAAGCUUUUUAAUGAAUGCUUUGCGAUUGGAACCUACAAACCACGACGCAUGGUUCAAUCUCGGAAUGGUUUCAAAAAUGGAAGGUUCAUUACAACAAGCAGCAGAUUGCUUUCAAGCUGCUUAUGAGCUGAAGUUUACAACUCCAGUGCAAAAGUUUGAGUGAUUGAGUUGAGACUUCGGAGAACUUAAAUUCUGGGGCUGAGGCAAAGUGAGCAUCACCAAGAGCAUAAUAUAAAAGACAUAAGCGGCUACUAAUAGGGAAAAGAAAGAAAAAUUGUUUCAUGGUUACCCUUUCUUGGUUAACCAAAUGUUAAAAAAUGUAUAGCUCAAUCUAGCUGCUUACCUAUAGAUGUACUACUUCAACCUGUUUUCAAUGAAAUAUCAGUUAAAUUUGACAGAGUAAA
This is a messenger RNA of Vicia villosa (hairy vetch), 2748 nucleotides long. Its product is annotated as protein NPGR1. NCBI's taxonomy places the organism in Eukaryota, Viridiplantae, Streptophyta, Magnoliopsida, Fabales, Fabaceae. The transcript has 5 exons. Bases 354 to 2507 code for a protein of 717 amino acids. Gene Ontology annotation, molecular function: protein binding. The record is from RefSeq and is a predicted model, not a curated record.